CGAGCAUCCGCCUAAGGCCUCCUGCCUCGCAGCUGGCAUCCCUCCAUCUCCCUCCUCCCACACAACUAACAUCCCACCAUGGCCGACGCCAAGCUGUUCACCCGCACCAAGAUCCAGGACUUGCGCGAUGAGCUCCGCAACUCCGGCGACAAGAAGGACAAAGGCUACGCGCGCAAGAAGACGGCGUUGAAGAAGAUUGUCGCCAACAUGACGAUGGGCAAUGACAUGUCGCAGCUCUUCCCCGACAUGGUCCAGUGCAUGCAGAUCCAAGUCCUCGAGAUCAAGAAGAUGGUAUACCUCUACCUCGUCAACUAUGGCCGGUCACGGCCUGAAGAGGUCGCGCACGCCAUCGGCGGCUUCCUCUCGGACUGCGCAGACCGUAACCCGCUCAUCCGUGCGCUCGCCAUCCGUACCAUGUCGUCCAUCCCGCUCCCGAGCAUCAUCCAGGCGCUCGUCGACCCCCUACGCCACGGCCUCGAGGACCAGGACCCGUAUGUGCGCAAAACGGCCGCGAUUGCCGUCGCAAAGCUCUACUCUUCCGACUAUGGCAAGAAGAUGAUUGAGCGCGAGAACUUUGUCGCCAUGCUCCGCGACCUUCUGGCCGACCACAACCCCACCGUUGUGGCCAACGCCGUCGCGGCCCUGAUGGAGAUCUCGGACAGAAGCAGCGACAUUACGCUUAGAUUAAACGCCACGGUUGCCGGCAAGCUCGUCGCCGCGCUCGGCGAGUGCUCAGAGUGGGGACAGGUGUACAUCCUCGACUCGCUCCUCUCGUUCAUCCCCCAGACGUCGCUCGACGCCGAGACGCUCGCGGAGAGGAUAUCCGUCCGCCUGCAGCAUGCCAACUCGGCCGUCGUGCUCACCACCGUCAAGGUGAUCCUCUACCUCAUGAACUAUAUGGAGGACGAGGACCUCAUCCGCAUGCUCGAGCGCAAAAUGGGCCCUCCCCUCGUUACCCUGCUGUCUACUGGACCCGAGGUGCAAUACGUCGCCCUGCGUAACAUUCUUCUUAUUAUCCAGCGCCGCCCGGCCAUCCUCGCCAACGAAGUCAAGGUCUUCUUCUGCAAGUACAACGACCCGAUCUAUGUCAAGCUCGCCAAACUCGAGAUCAUGUACCGCCUUACGCGCGAGGAGAAUGUCGGCGAAGUACUUGCCGAGCUCAAGGAGUAUGCGUCCGAGGUCGAUGUCGACUUUGUGCGCAAGGCGGUCCGUUCGAUCGGCCGCUUGGCCAUCAAGAUCUCCGGCGCCUCCGACCAAUGUGUGCUUGUUCUGCUCGACCUUCUCAAGACCAAGAUCACGUACGUCGUCCAGGAGGCGAUUGUCGUCAUCAAGGACAUCUUCAGGCGAUACCCCAACAAGUACGAGAGCAUUAUCGGCACGCUGUGCGAGAACCUCGACGUGCUCGACGAGCCCGAGGCCAAGGCCGCCAUGAUCUGGAUCGUGGGCCAGUACGCCGACCGCAUCGAGAACAGUGACGAGCUGCUCGAGGACUUUUCAUACGCAUUCAAGGAGGAGCCGGCCGAGGUGCAGCUCGCACUACUGACAGCUGUCGUCAAGCUGUUCAUCAAGCGGCCGACGGCCGCGCAGACGCUCCUGCCAGAGGUGCUCAAGCUUGCGACCGAGGAGGCCGAGAACCCCGACCUGAGGGAUCGUGGAUUCAUGUACUGGCGACUUUUGACCACCAACCCGACUGCUGCCCGCGAGAUUGUCCUCGGCGAGAAGCCCGUCAUCUCGACGGAAACCGACCGCAUGGUCAAGGGUAUGCUCGACCAGCUCCUCCUGCACACUGGAACCCUCGGCUCCAUCUACCACAAGAACCCCGAGACGUUUAUCCGUACCGCCAAGCCACGGUACCUGCCCGACUCGCCAGCGCUCAACGCGUCGUCGAGGCGGCACCUCGUCAUGCCAAGAGGCGCGCCGGCGUCGAGCUUCAACCCCAAGUCGGUGCCAGUACCUGCGCGGCCAACAAUGGAGGCUGGCAAUGGGACUGGCAACGGCGGCAGUGGCGGUGAGCGGGCCGAUACGCCACAGGGCGACUUGUCGGACGACCCGUACUCGCAGCUGGCGGAUCUCGACCUUCUUGGCGGAGGAGGCAACUACCAGGCCGAUAUGCCGCGGCCGCGUGGGGGCACUGAGGACUUGUUGAUUUAGUAUACGUAGAGGCGGCGCGAAGCGCCGUUGUUUAUGAUGGCACGGCGUGGUCGUGUGUGGUCGAUGCACGUCGAUGAUGCAUGCGAUGAGGCAUUGGA
Vanrija pseudolonga is the source of this 2249-nucleotide messenger RNA. RefSeq names its product AP-2 complex subunit beta (gene Ap2b1). The coding region runs from base 79 to 2151 and encodes 690 amino acids. Gene Ontology annotation, cellular component: membrane coat. Gene Ontology annotation, molecular function: clathrin binding. The transcript is spliced from 7 exons. NCBI's taxonomy places the organism in Eukaryota, Fungi, Basidiomycota, Tremellomycetes, Trichosporonales, Trichosporonaceae. The record is from RefSeq and is a predicted model, not a curated record. Gene Ontology annotation, biological process: intracellular protein transport; vesicle-mediated transport.